ACGAUCGUCGCAAAAGCCGAGAGAGAGAGAUUAUUAGAAGAAGGGAAGAUAUGGGCAGGUUAUUUCUGAUAAAUCUCGAAGGGAAGAUCUAUAGCUGCAAGCACUGCCAGACCGAUCUCGCCCUCUACGAAGACAUCGUCUCCAAGUCUUUCCAUUGCAGGCAUGGGAAGGCUUAUCUCUUCAAUAAGGUUGUCAAUGUCACAGUUGGUCCGAAAGAAGAUCGGAUGAUGAUGACUGGACUGCACACUGUCGCUGACAUAUUCUGUGUCGGUUGUGGAUCAAUCGUGGGAUGGAAAUAUGAGGCUGCCCAUGAUAAAAGCCAGAGGUACAAGGAAGGGAAGUUCAUCCUUGAGAGGUUUAAGGUGUCGGGGCCUGAUGGAUCCAAUUACUGGGCUAGCCAAGAAGCUCAGGUUGGUGGAAGUGAUGCAGAUGAUGCUUGAUUAGCCAUGACCCAAUUGGCACAUUCAGCCAUGUAACUGUACAGCUGCCUCUAAUGUUCUUUCGACCAUCUGGAUUCUGAAAGUUGGUAUUUCUUAGCUUGAAAGCCCCAAAUAAUAUGGACUGGUGUUACAUCA
Molecule: messenger RNA, 575 nt
Organism: Magnolia sinica
Lineage: Eukaryota; Viridiplantae; Streptophyta; Magnoliopsida; Magnoliales; Magnoliaceae
Product: protein yippee-like
Exons: 6
Coding region: 51-440 (129 amino acids)
Cellular component (GO): ubiquitin ligase complex
Source: RefSeq, a predicted model, not a curated record